Molecule: messenger RNA, 4052 nt
Organism: Rhinichthys klamathensis goyatoka
Lineage: Eukaryota; Metazoa; Chordata; Actinopteri; Cypriniformes; Leuciscidae
Gene: synpo2lb
Product: synaptopodin 2-like b
Exons: 4
Coding region: 376-3972 (1198 amino acids)
Biological process (GO): positive regulation of actin filament bundle assembly
Cellular component (GO): actin cytoskeleton; Z disc; nucleus
Molecular function (GO): actin binding
Source: RefSeq, a predicted model, not a curated record
UAAAGCUCAGUGGGACUGCUGGGGGAUUUAUUUUUAGAGGGUCUAUCAGCAUCCUUUGGAUGUGGCUGUAGAUUGACAGGACAAGUGUGGCCAGCAGGAUGAAGGAAGGAGGUCCUGGAUAGACCACGCACCCCCACCCGCUGACCCAACAUUCCAAUAAAGAGAGAUAGAGCUGUUCUUGCUUCCUCACGCCCCCUUUUGCUCUCCCAACACUUCACAUGCUCAUGGCCAUGUGUAUCUGCGCUCGCCUCUCAGGACUGACAGAAGCUCGGCUGGCAGUCUGGGCCACAGAGGAGGACUGAACAUCCAGGGAUGGGAUGAGACUUGAUAGAAACCAAGAAAUAUUAAAAGAGACACAGGAACAACAUAAGAAAAAUGGUUGCAGAGGAGGUAGUGGUGACCCUCUCAGGAGGUGCACCGUGGGGUUUCCGAUUACAAGGAGGAGCUGAGCACCAGAAUCCCCUCCAAGUGGCAAAGGUGAGGAAGCGCAGUAAGGCCUGCAGGGCUGGGCUCAGAGAGACUGAUGAGCUGGUGUCAAUCAAUGAUGUGUCCUGUGGAACACUAUCUCAUGCUGAGGCUAUGAAUCUGAUUGAUAGUGGCAGAGGAACCCUCCAUCUGCGAAUCAAAAGAUCGGGGGCCCCAGCUGCGUAUCAGUCAGUGGUGCUUCUGGGUCGGGCCCCCUCUCCCCGCAUUGAUAAGGAGUACCGGGCAGCCUUUAGAGCACUGUCCCCUCCACUUACCUCUAAACCGCCCGGUGUCAACCGAGCAUCGCUCAUGUCCCCCACCGGCGGCCUAGAGUGGCUUGCAUCCCCUCCAGACAGUGAAGCUUACUACGGCGAGACAGACAGCGACGCAGAUGUGGCGGCACAAGAGAGGCAGCGUAGACAGAAACGACGAAGCCCCAGUAGCUCUCCUGCCAAGAGCCCCAGCCAAGCCUCACCCCAAGAGGAGGAGACUUCGGAAAUGAGUGGCUAUGAGAGCGCCCAGGACAUCUGCAUGUACCCUCAAACACAGAGCUGGCCUGUAUCUGAUCUAGAGGGAACGGGGACUCAGCAACAGCACGUAAUGCCUGGGGUGGCACGCAGAGAGGUGGUCUACCAGUCCUCGCAGGCUGAAUGGUCACACCAGGCGGAAAAUUCCUCUGAGAAUUCAGACCAAAGUCCAUCAGGAGCUGCUGAAGUGGACAGUGGCUUCCAGGAGCCUCCCACUGUCCCACCUCCACUUGUUUCUCCAGAGAGGGCAAAAGAGGCUCUCAUGCUUGCAUCUCACAGACAGAUGGUACCCAUGGUCGGUCCUGUGGACAACCCAGUGGAUGAAGAACUCAGUGUCACGUACAUGGACAAGGCCAAGCAAGCUAAGCUACACAGAGGUGAGAGUUCACAAGAUAAGCAGGUGAAGGAGGCCCGAUCCAAGUGCCGCACCAUUGCGUCACUCUUGACAGAUGCUCCUAACCCUCACUCUAAAGGUGUGCUUAUGUUCAAAAAGCGACGGCAGCGCGCCAAGAAGUACACUCUCACAUGCUUUGGCAGUGUAGACGGAGAAAGCAACAGUAACACAGAGGGAGAAACUGAGGACGAAAGCCUGUUUCCUGGGAGUGAAUCUGAGAUUGAUGAGGAUGGUUUUUCUGCUGCACCAGACCCUACCUGGGAUAGCGGUUACCUGGACGUUCUAGACAGGAGAACUUCUGCCUGUAUUGUGCCUGACAGAGAAGCAGAGAUAAGCCCAGGCCUAAACGCCACUUCAGGAAAAGGAGCCCAGCUUUUUGAACAACAGAGGAAAAGAGCAGAAAAACAUAUGUUAAACCUGGGUACACCCACUGCCUUCUCCAUGCCACAGCAUCAGGGAGACUCAACCCUAACGUAUACCCCAGUUACUCCUGUCACACCCCUAUUUUCUCAUAGUACCAGUAUGGUGAAUGGGGAACCUUUGGUGGUGAGCAGGACAAGUGUUGUGUUGUCAUCGCCAGUCCAGACACCCAUGCCAUCAAUGGCAGGAGUAUUACAAGAGCAAGCAGACUCAUCGGCUGCCAACUCAGUGCACAACAGAACUGCCAGGCCAUUUGCCCCUGGCUGUGUGAGCCAUCGAGCAGCAACUGCUCCAGUAGUCUUCAGACCCUGCUCUGCCAAAAAGGCUGGAUCACUGGCUCAAGCUGUGUCUGUGGCAACUAUGCCAACUCCCUUGUCUCCUGCUGGCUCGGAGGGGAAGAAAGCCAUCUCUACGACAUCACUGUAUAUCCCUGCCAGACCGGCCACCUACAAUGGUCCUUCCUCUGUGCUAUCUCCAUCCUCAAUCAUUUCAAAUCCAUUUUCUCCUCCCCCUGCAAACGCUCCACUCUACUCCCCAACUUAUUCCAGCACCUCUGCCCCUUUUUCUCCAACAUCUUCUCAUGUAACAUCUUUGAGAUCACCUUCUGGUAUAUCUCAGCCUUACUCUCCACCCCAAACACAGGCAAUGCAUCUCAGUCCUCCGUACCACAAGGUUUCUGCUCAAUAUCAGCCACCUCCACUGGUUCAUGUGCCAGCACAGCCUUUCUCUCCCCCAUCCACAAAUGUCCCAGGUAUUCCCAAUGCCCCUGCCCCUGCCCAUGCCUAUGCUCCUGCAGCACCAAAUGUGCAAUCUUCCCCAGCCCACAAAGUCUCCUUUAACCCAUACAUCUCUGUGGCAUCCACUACACCGGAAACACCAAAUGCACCAGUUGCCCAGCAAUAUCCUCUCUUCUCCAACUCCACAGAUGGGAUGACUUCUCGAGAGCAGCGGGUCUCAGCCCCCGUUGGUCGCACUGGCAUCCUGCAGGAGGCUUGUCGUCGUGGCACCAAGAAACCAAUGUUCAAUGCUCAAGAGGAGAAGAAGGCUCCAUCUUAUAACCCUGAACUACUGUCUCUAGUGCAGAACUUGGAUGACAGGUCCCGUUCGGGUGUAGAGGCUGGGUUUGAGUCUGGCCCUGAGGAGGAUUUCCUCAACCUGGGUGCAGAGGCUUGUAAUUUCAUGCAGGCACAGAGAUACAAGAUGCCACCACCAGUGGCUCCUAAACCAGCUCAUUCAGCUCCUGAGAUGCCCCAGAUGCAAGGUAAAGGUGCAGAGCUGUUUGCACGCAGACAAAGUCGCAUGGACCGAUAUGUGGUGGAUAAACAGCCCAAAUCUCCAGCGCAGCCUCGUGAUCCGUCACCCUCACCCUCCCUCCCAGGUCACUGGAAAUACUCUCCAAACAUCCGAGCCCCACCACCCAUUAAUUAUAAUCCACUGCUGUCACCUUCUUGCCCUCCAGUUGCCCAGCGUGGUACAAAGGCUAAUGAUGCUACUAAAGUUGGGGUUAAAACAGUGCCUGGCCAGCACAAACAGGGUAUAAAGGCUCUAGACUUUGUGAGCAGGCAGCCAUACCAGCUCAACUCCUCUUUAUUCAGUUAUGGAGGUGGAGUCCUUCAAAACACUGCCACUUAUCAGCAGCAGCAGAAUGGUGUUGGUAUGACAGGUAAUUUCCUUAACCCACCGAAGCAGGUCCCUGUUAAAGCAGGCCGUGUGUAUGAAAUCAAACGUUUCUCCACGCCUACUCCCAUGUCUGCACCAACAUCCCUGACCCCUACUGUAAUCGCCCCUCGCUCUGCCACAACUCUCGGUGAGCCAAUGUGGCGCAGUGAUGUCACUUCCCCACCUCCCAUUGCUCCACGACCUGCGGCACCAUUCUCGCCACCUCCUCCUGCUCCGACAGCAGCCCUGCCUGCUCUCCCCAAAAUAUCCACUGCCCCCGUGCCCAAUUCAGUGCCCAUCCCACAACCCACUCCUGGGCAAGCCUACACCCAAUUCCAGGCAGCCAAGCAGUUUAAGAGCGCCCCUGAGCUGAGUCCCCUGUCUGCUGGUGUGCGAUCCUCAGGGUCCGGGAGUAGCCAGAACCUGCGGGUACCCAGACCCCGCUUCAGUACAUCGAGCAUGGGUCUGCAACCAAACGUGUGGAGGCCUGGCUCAAUACUUUACUGAGAAUCCACUGUGACACUAAUUAUCACCCUGGGCAAGAGCAAGCUCUGUUCUGCUAAAUGAACCGUUCGACAUCAGUUAUA